Molecule: messenger RNA, 1272 nt
Organism: Caenorhabditis bovis
Lineage: Eukaryota; Metazoa; Nematoda; Chromadorea; Rhabditida; Rhabditidae
Source: the annotation of a GenBank genome assembly
AUGCCUCAUGAAGCCAGAGAGCCGGUUAUUAAAGACGCGAUCAAUUUUGUCGCACAGCAGCAGCAAUCGCUGGAAAUGGACGAGGCGCCCUAUCGCGCGAGACUUUAUCAAUUAUUCGGGUUCAUCGAGAAGGAAUUCGACGCGUUGUAUGCCGAAAAUUGCGCGCGUGAGUUACGCAAUCGGGUGGCGCAGUUGACCGAAGGCAAUGAGCCGCUCUCGAUGCCGGACCCGAUAAAGUUGCCGGGCAGUGGGCGAAAGGCGAUACUGAUGGGCCAGAAGCUGCGGACGGCGUUCCGCGGUCCGCCGGUGUUUCGCGACGGCGCCAAAUUUCGUCUCAUCAAACAUCUCGACGGUCACAAAGACGGCGUUUGGCACGUCGCCGGCGACGGCGCGCGAAAUUUGGCGGCGAGCGCGAGCGCCGACCAAACCGCCAAAGUGUGGUCGUUGGAGACGGGCGCGUGUCUCGCGACGUACACGGCGCACACCGGCAGCGUCAACAGUGUGGCGAUGAACGCCGACGACGGCGUGUUGGCGACGGCCAGCGGCGAUGAGUCGACGCACAUUUGGAAGGUGGCGAGCGGAAGCGACGACGAGAACGCGGCCGACGACGGCGUCAUCAUCAGAAGCCCGAUGCUGAAACUCACCGGCCAUCGAGCGCCGGUGAUUUGCUGCGAAUGGCUCGGCGCGCAAAUUGUCACCGCCUCGUGGGAUCGCACCGCCAACAUUUGGGACGUCGAGCGAGGCGAGGUCACCAAUAUUCUCAACGGACACGAAGCCGAACUGAAUCAUUGUUGCGCGCACACGCAUCAGAAGCUCGUCGCCACCUCGUCGAAAGACUCGACGUUUCGCCUUUGGGAUUUCCGAGAGACGAUUCAAUCGGUCGCGGUAUUUCAGGGACAUCAGGAAUCCGUCUCAUCCGUGUCCUUCACCUCAUCGGAUCGCAUCGUCUCAUCCAGCGACGACGCCACCGUGAAAGUGUGGGAUUUGCGAAACAUGCGAACCGCGCUCACCACAAUCCGAUUAUCGGCGGCCGCGAAUCGAGUGGCGGUCAGCCAGACGCACGGCAUUCUCGCGAUUCCCAUGGAUAAUCGACACGUUCGAAUUUACGAUCUAAACGGCAACCGAUUGCCGAAAAUGCCGAAUCGACGGUGCCAUUCUCGCAUUGUAACUUGUUGCGCGUGGCUCGACGAUCAUCCAACGCAUAAUCUACUAACUUCGGGCUUUGAUCGCCUCGUGUCAGCCUGGAAAGUCAAUAUAUCGACAAAGGAUUAA